Messenger RNA from Penicillium bovifimosum, 4032 nucleotides. Its product is annotated as putative RNA helicase/RNAse III. NCBI's taxonomy places the organism in Eukaryota, Fungi, Ascomycota, Eurotiomycetes, Eurotiales, Aspergillaceae. The record is from RefSeq and is a predicted model, not a curated record. The transcript has 9 exons. Gene Ontology annotation, molecular function: ATP binding; RNA binding; ribonuclease III activity. The coding region runs from base 1 to 4032 and encodes 1343 amino acids. Gene Ontology annotation, biological process: siRNA processing. Gene Ontology annotation, cellular component: nucleus; RISC complex; cytoplasm.
AUGGAAUCAGCCACGGUGGGCAGCGAUGGCUGUGCCUAUCGACCGCGCGGAUAUCAGCUCGAAAUGCUAGAAGCUAGCCGCCAAGAAAACAUUAUCGUGGCGAUGGAUACUGGGAGUGGCAAGACUCAUAUUGCCAUCCUGCGGAUCAUCGCCGAGCUUGAAAGCAGUGCUUCUGGAGAUAAGAUCAUGUGGUUUCUUGCCCCGACUGUGGCAUUGUGUCUACAACAACAUGAGGUCGUCUCUAGCCAGAUCCUCUCGGUCAAGACCAAAGUUUUAACGGGCCUUGAUAAUGUUGAUCGUUGGACCGAUCAGAAUACCUGGGACAAAGUUCUCAAAGAUGUUCGGGUCGUUGUUUCUACAUACGCCGUCCUUGCGGAUGCUUUGAGUCAUGGAUUUGUCAAAAUGUCUCGACUUGCUCUUCUGAUCUUUGAUGAGGCCCAUCACUGCACGCGUGGUCACCCAGCGAAUAAGAUCAUGCAGAACCACUACAACCAUGCCCUGUCGACGUUAGGUCCAGACGCUGUACCUCGCAUCUUGGGUCUCACUGCUAGUCCAGUGGUCCGAUCAAGCGCGAAAGAACUUCAAUUGAUUGAAGGCAACUUACACGCUGUGUCUACCCUCAUUUCCAAGAAGAGGGAUCCGGCAGGGAGAGCCGGCUACUCCCCCCCCCUCAUGAGCUGUUGUGCCUCAUAUCAGAUCGAGGAUGACCCGUGGGUCGAGUCACUGCGGGCACGGGGAAAGACUGCGGAGCUGCAGAUGACAAUCGAAACAGGAAAAACCUUCUGCAGCGAGCAGUUAAAGACCUUUCUAGCUCGCAGUUGGCACAUAUAUGAGGAGCUAGGAGGUUGGGCCGCAGACUACUUUAUUGGCGCUUCGAUUGAUCAGCUUCAACGUUCAAUUCAGGAUACCCCGGACAUGUCACACAUGGACCGCAUGGAAAGGGUUUACCUAUUGGAGCUACUGCUCGAAAUGCCCACCUCUGAUCUAAUUGAAGAGAAUACGCACAUUUCGACCAAGGUCGGAGUGCUUCUCGACAGAUUGGAGAAGUUGGACAGGCCUGAUUUCUCCGGGCUCAUAUUCGCCAAGCAAAGGGCAACUGUCAGCGUCCUGGCUCGCCUCUUAUCCCAACAUCCCAGAACCAGGGAUCGCUUCCAGUGCGCCGCGGAUAUGCAACGCGAUACUCUGGAGGAGUUCAAGGCGGGUCGCAAGAAUCUCAUAGUUGCAACCGAUGUUCUUGAAGAAGGUAUUGGCAUCAGCGCGUGCAGCUUGGUAAUAUGCUAUGACAAGCCCGCCAACCUGAAGUCCUUCAUUCAGCGGCGUGGUCGUGCUCGCCACAGAGAAUCGACCUACGUGGUGAUGAUCUCAAGUGGGGACGAGGAAAUCGGGCUCCAGAAGUGGCAGAAUCUUGAAGACGCCAUGGUCAAGGCUUACCAGGAUGACGAGCGACAUCAGCGCGCGGCCUUAGAUCUUGAAGCAGUCGAUGAGAGCGUGAAAGAGUCACUCUGGGUGGAUAAGACCAAUGCUCUGUUAACCGCUGACGACGCAAUGCAGCAUUUACUUCACUUUUGCGCUGUCCUGCCAAAGGCCGAUUAUUCCGACAACAGGCCAAUGUUUGGCUUCGAAGAAAACACCGCCGGUUUGAUUCGAGGUGAGGUGAUUUUGCCAAACUCUGUGCAUCCUACGGUUCGACGAACCGCCGGCAAAUCUUGGUGGCGCACAGAGCAAGCUGCCAGAAAGGAGACCGCCUUCCAGGCAUACAAAGCUUUGUAUGCCUAUGGAUUGGUCAACGACAAUCUCCUGCCACUGACAAGAAAGCCAGAGUUAAGGUUUACAGAACAAACGAAUCUUCCAGCCAUUGUGGAUGGUGCUGAGCAGUACGAUCCAUAUGUGGACCUCGCCCAAGGCCGGGCCUCAGGUCAACUUUGUCAAACUCGCCUCAAUAUCUACAGACAUGGCCAUGUGGAUAAUGACUUUGCCAUAUCCAUGAUUUUGCCAAGGAUGACGCCCUUGCCGGAUCCCAUUCCUCUUUAUUGGGACCCCGAGACGACAUUGAAUCUCACCUUCGAACCGCAAAUAACGGAUUUUGUGGCGCCAGUGGAGACAUUACGGCAAAUGGAACGAACCACUGCCCUGUAUCUACAGGCCCCUAGCUCGCGCCGACUGGGAGAGGAGCGCGACUUCGUCACUCUCUUUGUCCCCGAUAUCCCCCACGAGCAACUGGGGGAGUGGCUUGCUCGAUAUGAAGGGAACGAGCCCGCAAUGGAUGUAUACUUGCGGGACCCAAAUUUGCCGCCAGUGGGUAUAGUUCGUGACCACUCCAAAUACGGCGAGCCCCGCACAUUCAACCGCUGGAUUGUUCCAGCAAACGUCUCAAAAUCGUCACCUAUUGAGAUCGAGUGUUCGCCCCUGCCGCGUCGACGGAACUUACUGCAAAUCCGUUCCUUGGCAGCAGCUGAAGAUGGAGAGGGAGAGACCCUGAAGAAGGCUCACUCUAUUCCUGCUGCGGCGUGUACCGUCGAUAAACUCCCAGCGAAGCAGGCUGUCUUUGGACUCUUCGUAUCCGCCAUUCUCGAUCGACUGGAGGCAUCACUGGUUGCGCACCGGUUAAACGAUACGGUUUUGAAAGGCGUCGGGAUCCAAAACAUUUGUCAUGUCAUCACGGCCAUCAGCGCUCCCAUCGCACAGGCGCGGACGAAUUACCAAAGAUUCGAGUUCUUUGGUGAUUCUGUGCUAAAGUUUACCGUCAGUUGCCAGCUCUUCCUGCAGAACACCACUUGGCAUGAAGGGUAUUUGUCAGAAAGUCGCGAUAAGCUCAUUCAGAACUCUCGCCUUGCCCGCUCAGCUCUGGAUAACGGCAUCGAUGCCUUCAUUCUCACAAGCCGCUUCACGCCCCGCAGAUGGACUGCACCUUUGAUCAGAAACAAGAUGGAGCCAUCCACAGCCACGAGAAAGCUAUCCAUCAAGGUCCUGGCAGACGUCGUUGAGUCUCUUAUUGGCGCCGCAUACAUAGACGGCGGUAUCCGAAAGGCACAGGCCUGUCUUCAUCGCUUUUUACCGGAGAUCAAUAUGUUCACAAGCGACAUCUCAUCCACCAUGAUCCCGCCUGGAGGUGCCGCGAGCGGCCUCAUCAACCCCCACAGAUUAGCUGGUCUGCUGGGCUACACAUUCAAAGAACCGAGACUAUUGACAGAAGCGCUCACGCACGCAUCCUGCGAGUACGACAUGACAACACAAUCCUACCAACGCCUCGAGUUCCUCGGCGAUGCUGUUCUCGACAUGGUCGUGAUGGCAGUGAUAGCAGCCCACCCUGUCGAAAUGGACCAAGGUCCAAUGACGCUGCUGAAACAUUCCGUUGUCAAUGCAAAUCUUCUCGCGUUCUUCUGCAUGGAGCUCAGGGCCCCCGAUGAACCAACCUACGUCCCUCAAUCCUCCCGCAGGGGCAGCUAUACCGUCCCCCUCUGCGAUCGGAUCUAUCUGUGGCGUUUCCUCCGGUCACAUGGUCCGAGUAUCGAGAUCGCUCGCACAGCAUGUCUCGAACGCCAUGAAGCACUUCGCGUUGAGAUCGACCAUGCCCUGAAACACGGAGACCAGUACCCGUGGGAACUCUUCACUCGUCUCCGACCCGACAAGUUCAUGUCGGACAUCGUUGAAAGCAUCAUAGGCGCGAUUUUCGUCGAUUCCGGCGGUGACCUUGAUGUGUGCCAUGCAUUUGUUGAGCGAAUCGGACUAGUCUGGUACAUCCAGCGAGCCGUCGCCGACGGGGUCAAUGUCGUGCACCCGCGCAACAUCGCCCAGGACAUGGUAAAGGGUGUGGGCACGUUGGUGUUCAGACGCAAGAGGAUCGAGGUCAAGGGCGUCCCCGCUACAUACCGGUGUUCGGCGGUGGUAAAUAAGGUCGAGAUUGCGGCUGUGGAGGGCUGUGCUUCCGCUGAGGAGGCCGAGGUCAAGGUUGCCAAUGCAGCCAUUGAAUACUACAAGAUGAACCCACCACAGAAGCCUCAGCCGCCGCAGAAGCCUCAGCCGCCACAGUGA